Messenger RNA from Papaver somniferum (opium poppy), 509 nucleotides. RefSeq lists its product as uncharacterized. The coding region runs from base 4 to 396 and encodes 130 amino acids. The record is from RefSeq and is a predicted model, not a curated record. Lineage: Eukaryota; Viridiplantae; Streptophyta; Magnoliopsida; Ranunculales; Papaveraceae. The transcript is spliced from 2 exons.
UUGAUGUACGAUCCCAGAAGAAGAAAAAUGAUAUCACAGAUAGUCGUGCACACUUUCAAAACCCUCUUCUUGUUGUUUCUGCCUAGCAGAAUUGACGACUGUUUACUUGUGCUGUGCAUCACAUAUUUCACAUUCUCAAAUUCCCAUAUUAGAAAAGAAAAUGUGGUUGAACUUUCAAGUUCUGUUUGUGUGGAUGACGACGAGUCUUAUAAAUUUGGUAAAAGAUCAUUUGUUUGUUUUAGGAAAAAAUAUCCAUCUAUUGGACUGUCCUGUGAAAAUCUGCAAAAGAGAGCAUAUUUCUUUGCCAUCAAAGUGGACUCCCAGAACUCCCAGCGGAAACAUCAAAGAGUCUCCUUUGCAACAGCAGGGCCUGAGCAGUGGGUGAGGCAGAGAUGACAAAAUAAAGCAUCUACCCGAGAAUUGACAGCUGAAGAGUAAUACAGCUGAGACGUGAAAUAAGAUUCAAGGUCAGAUAUCGAAGACCCGGGCCAGAUGUUCAACGAUCGAGC